AUGCCACCCACACAUCUUGUUGAUGAGAAGUUUUUGCAAUACGCUAUGGACUCCUACGUCGCCGAUGUUAAUACAGAUGGUAGAGGUACGACAAUUAUCUUCACUCUGCAAGAGAAACCAGGCGCUCUAGCAGAGACUCUCAAAGUUUUCCAGGCCCACGAAGUAAAUCUGUCGCACAUAGAGUCUCGUCCAUCAAAAACACAUGCAGGCUGCUAUGAAAUUCUUGUCGAAUGUGAGGAGAACGCAAGCCAGCAUAAGAUUGAAGAUCUCAUCGACAUCUUCAAAAAGCGGGGUAAUGGACUGAUGGUACAUGACUGGAAUUCAAGCAAUAAGCAAAAUGGAGAUUCUGUGCCAUGGUUUCCUCGCCGUAUUGCUGACAUUGACCAGUUCGCUAAUCGUAUUCUCAGUUAUGGAGCAGAACUGGAUUCUGAUCAUCCCGGUUUCAAAGACACCACCUAUCGUGAACGUCGUAAAUACUUUGCAGAUAUUGCGUUCAAUUUCAGACACGGCGACAAAAUUCCCCGCAUAGAAUACACAGCCGAAGAAGUGGACACAUGGAGAACUGUUUAUAAUGAGCUAGUAGCACUAUAUCCAACACAUGCAUGCAAAGAAUUCAACUACAUAUUUCCUCUACUUCAACAAAACUGUGGAUUUAGAGCUGACAACAUCCCACAACUACAAGAUGUAUCCGACUUCCUCAAAGAUUGCACCGGUUUCACACUUCGUCCAGUUGCUGGUCUUCUCUCUUCCAGAGAUUUCCUGGCUGGUCUGGCCUUCCGAGUCUUCCACUCCACCCAAUAUAUACGGCAUCACUCUGACCCAAAGUACACUCCAGAACCCGACAUCUGCCAUGAAUUGCUUGGACAUGCACCGUUGUUCGCAGACGCAGAAUUUGCUCAGUUCUCUCAAGAAAUCGGACUGGCCAGUUUGGGCGCUUCCGAUGAGGUUGUGAAGCAGCUAGCUACGCUUUAUUGGUUCACCGUGGAGUUUGGAAUUUGCCUACAAAAUGGAGAGAAGAAAGCCUAUGGUGCCGGACUUCUCUCAUCUUUUGGCGAAUUGCAAUAUGCACUUAGUGAUAAGCCACAAGUGUCGCCGUUUGAACCAAAUGAUACGGCAAACACUGAAUAUCCCAUAACUGAAUAUCAACCAAAGUACUUCCUCGCCGACUCCUUUACUAGUGCUAAGGAAAAGCUCAAAACGUGGGCAGCCACAAUUCCACGGUCUUUCCAAGUUCGUUACAAUGCUUACACCCAAAGAGUCGAGGUGCUAGAUCGAGUUUCCGAACUACAAAGAAUGGUUCGCGACAUCAAGAGCGAAAUCACUACGCUGGAGGACGCGCUCGGAAAAGUGGAUGUUGCCAGCAGAUGAAGUUCAAAUCAAAACCAAGAAAAUCACUUGAUAGACUGUGCAGCUCUGGAGAGAUUAUCCCUUGUCCUUAACAGUAUGCUUAAAUGUGUUUUUCUCCCAUCUGACAUUGUAAUUGAAUGAGUGGAAGUUCAAAUUAAUGG
Molecule: messenger RNA, 1508 nt
Organism: Cylicocyclus nassatus
Lineage: Eukaryota; Metazoa; Nematoda; Chromadorea; Rhabditida; Strongylidae
Source: the annotation of a GenBank genome assembly